GAAAGUGGGCGAGUUGGCAGUACCGCCGCGCUGUAUUACGAAGUUUCACUUUCAUAUUUGUUUUGGCCCCCACUCGAAACUAGUCAUUUACCAAAAAUGUUGGCCCCUCGCUGGAAUCUCCUUCUGCCCCGUCUGUCUUGGCUGCGCUGCUCCUCCACGACUGCACCGGGCCAGCAGCAGCAGCGUCAGGUGCCCACGGAAUCGGUUCACGAUCCGCUUCAGGCUCAUGCCUUAAAUGAGCAGUGCAUCCUGGUGGACGCAAACGAUCAGGCGAUUGGUUCUGCCUCCAAGGCUGACUGCCACAGGGUGCACCCGAAAACUUCGGAUGUUAAACUACAUCGCGCCUUUAGUGUUUUCCUGUUCAAUUCCCAGGGAGAGAUGCUAGUGCAGAAGCGUUCGUCUCACAAGAUUACCUUUCCGAACACUUACACCAAUGCCUGCUGCAGUCAUCCCCUUCACGAGAUUGAGCAGGAGCGCCAGGAGGACAACGCUUUGGGAAUUCGACUGGCCGCCCAGCGAAGGCUUAACUACGAACUGGGAAUUCCAACUGACGAGCUGCAACCGCAGGACUUUCGUUACCUGACUCGCAUUCACUAUGCGGACACCGGCGAUGGAGUGUGGGGCGAGCACGAGAUUGACUACAUCCUGUUUCUACAAAAGGACGUGACCCUGCGACCCAAUAGCAAUGAGGUCAGCGAAGUGCGCUACUUACGGCGCGAGAAGAUUGACGAGGCGGUGGCCAAGUUCAGUGCCCCGCUGACCCCCUGGUUUUCCCUCAUUCUGCAGCACCGCCUAAAACUGUGGUGGGACAAUUUACAUCGGCUGGAGCAGUUCGAGGACUUAAACAAUAUUCAACGCUUUUAAGUGUGCUAACCAACCAAAAAUAUACACGAUAUGACGUCUUAAA
This is a messenger RNA of Drosophila ficusphila, 907 nucleotides long. RefSeq names its product isopentenyl-diphosphate Delta-isomerase 1 (gene Idi). Gene Ontology annotation, cellular component: cytoplasm. Gene Ontology annotation, molecular function: isopentenyl-diphosphate delta-isomerase activity. The record is from RefSeq and is a predicted model, not a curated record. NCBI's taxonomy places the organism in Eukaryota, Metazoa, Arthropoda, Insecta, Diptera, Drosophilidae. Gene Ontology annotation, biological process: isoprenoid biosynthetic process; isopentenyl diphosphate biosynthetic process. The coding region runs from base 97 to 864 and encodes 255 amino acids. The transcript has 2 exons.